Messenger RNA from Rhipicephalus microplus (southern cattle tick), 3267 nucleotides. RefSeq names its product nuclear FMR1 interacting protein 1 (gene Nufip). Gene Ontology annotation, cellular component: nucleus. NCBI's taxonomy places the organism in Eukaryota, Metazoa, Arthropoda, Arachnida, Ixodida, Ixodidae. Gene Ontology annotation, biological process: box C/D snoRNP assembly. The record is from RefSeq and is a predicted model, not a curated record. Gene Ontology annotation, molecular function: RNA binding.
GCGGGACGCGCCGCUAUUGAUUUUUUCGCCCCCUGUAGCGAUUAUUGGAACUUUAGAAACCUGCGGCGGCACGUGCGUUAUGCGUGCACGUGUUUUGGUUCAAGUUAGGUCGUUCAUCCUGCAAUGGCUGCGGUUGAGAAAUUCGUGCUGGACAACCCAUUCCGUCCGUCAUCCGCUUCGGGGAAAGAUGCACCGCCGGGCCCUUGCGUUAUCCGCGACGACGGCUUCGCGAGAGAAACAUCUGAGCAACAGCGUGGCCCUGGCGCGAGUGGUCAACGUGUACCCAAGCGUCGCUUACCGGCGUGGGACUUCGGCUGCGACAGCUGUGACCAAGGGUUUGCGAGCCAGGCUGAUCUAUCCGCCCACCGUGCGGAGCACGUUGUGUGUCCGAGAGACGACUGCGGCUUCGAGGCCAGCCCAGCGGUCGUAGCGCUGCACCAGAAGUUGCAGCACAAUAGCCCAUUCAUUCGACGCACCGCAGCUGUCGGCGCCGACGAAGAUGUGGAAGAGUGGCGUCGCCAACGCAGGCUACGCUAUCCGACCCUGCAGAACAUCGAGGCCAAGAAGGCGGCUGAGGUGGAGCGCCAGGCGCGUCGUGAAGUCAUCAACGAAAUGUGCGCGGCGGCCGCCGUCGCAAGCGUCACAACAAGCGUCGGCAGCGCGCACACCGGCGUGCGUCGCCGGUCAAUCGCGUUCAUCAGCCUCCUUGGCAACCACAACGUGCAGCUCAGCCGGAACCAUUCGCCUAUCGAGGAAGAAAAGCCCGCGCCAUGUGAAGACGAGCCGGACCAACAGAUUACCGAUUCUGACGGCGAGCAGCCCAACGCGAAUGGUGCGAAGCCCCCAGAGUCCUCGGUCAGCGGCGUCCUGGCUUCUCUCAUGGCGUGCUACGGAAGCGACGAUGACGAAACAGCGGUCGAGGAUUCAAACAGACAAGUUCAAACAAAUAAGCAGGAACCGUCAGAAGAGGCGCCGCCACCUGCUCCGAGCAAAGCCUUACCAGCCAAGCUGAAGCCAGCAGUGCGACCCAAGGCGACGUCGCUGGCUGCGGGUAGCGCAGGUUGGCCUCACCGGCGAAAGCUGACGCUCUUGCAGCGACUGCUGGCUUCAGAAAUGCGACGCGAACGCAACGUGAUAUUGCAGUGUGUGCACCAUGUCGUGGACCAUGACUUCUUUGGUCAGGCCGGGCCCAAGGAUACAUGAGCGCCUGCCAUGCGACUACUAAGUGUACAUAAAAUACCGCUGUGUCUAUAGGUACGUGCGUCGGGCGUAACCGAAACCGGCAGCCUAAAGCUACGUCGGACGUCGCGCUUUUUCGCGAACUUGCACUCUAGUGACUCCGAAUUCGACCCGCCGGUCCGGCGUUUGUUCCGCACGGUUGACCUCGUGCACCCCCGGAAGCGCAGAUCAGGGGGAUACGUCGGACGUUGCUACUUUCUCGCCUACUCAAGCUUGGUUAUAGCACUUGAUUUAAAAAACAAGAAAAAGCGGACUCACGCGCGCUGGUUUGGUUUUGUUAGGCGGUUGCGGUUUCAAAGAGUAUCGAGUGAAGCGGCACCAAGAAUCUAGCAGAAACAACUUUAUACCCAGAAUGGUUUCCAUGCAAACUCAACUGGCUACAUGGACAUAGGAAACCACAUUCACAUGAGCACUGCACAGACACUUUUUUGCAGCAAAGGCCCUAGAUGCUGCUAUGAUUCCCUAUCAGAAAUGCAACUAGGCGUGACCCCCCCCCCCCCCAAAAAAAAAAGCACUGCCGAGGCAAACUUCCAUGAGAGUUUGCCCCUUCUUUCUGUUCAAAAGGGGAUCGUGGCGACUAGCACAAACUUGUGAUGCAGAUGGCGGUUCGUCGUUUGCAUGAAAACUGAAGACACGUUUUGCGUGCGGUGGGGAGAUGACAUGACAUGCUAUUUAACAUCAGUGAUGUUAAGGCCUAGACCAAUAGACAAGUUAUCACGCUAUCAGUUUCCUGUCAGUAGUCCUUUAAGAAAGCAUUCACACCGGCAACUAACAGAAGUCUACCACUGGCACUGCCGACCGCGAUGCCGUUUAUUAUGUUAUCGGCAGUGCUCACCCGGCUUGUUCCUUGUCGAUUAUUUGCAAGCUGGUACGUGGUAGCCUCGACCCACCCUAUGACUGAUGCGUCCCACUACAUCACGACGACCAAUGUAUCUUUAGGCUCGCGGUUCCGGGUGCGUCUGGUGUACAGUACUUUCAGCUUUUAGGAUUCGCGUACACCCGACGUAUCUUUAGACUCCCGGUUUUACAUAUGUCUGAUGUACCUUCAGCUUUUAGUAUUCCAGUACAUCCCACAUACCUUUAGACACAGCGAUAAAACACACUGGUUUUCUGAACAGUACCGGGCUUUUGGUGAAAGCACGGUGCAUGCAACCACCCUCCAUGAUUCAUUUAAUUCACAGGGUUCCUCCUUGAGAUGACAGAACUUGCAAAAGUUAUUUAUGAACUCAGCUGUUUAACCUGGACACAUAAGACAAGAAACAAACGGCAACACAAAACGCACAGGCUGCCUUUUCAUUGUUUCUCUGUCAGCAGCGACAUGAGCACUGCAGUUCACUUGUCAUCUGAGGCUGGCUUGUUAAGAAAACCUGGUUGUUGUGAUCCUUCACCACUUGGAAGUUAUAAGCACAAUGAUUGUAGAUGGCUCGCUUUGACGUUGCGGAAGCAGUCAUGUCGGAGCACCAACAUAGCGAAAUGCACACUUUGUGAUGUCACGUUAGUGCUGUCAGCAAAUCACAUGCUAUUUUUGCAUUAUUCAUGCUCAGAGGCCAAAUAUCGUACCAGUAAUGUCGUUAUAAAACAGGUCACUUGUCGUGCAUCUCUUGAUGACACCCAAGCCAUCAUGUGUGUACAUGUCGCAAACAGGCUAUUAAUAUUAAUGACACGAGAUCAUCUUUGAGACAGACCAGCUGCAUGUGCCACAAGCUUUCUAGUUUGCCUAUAUGUUUAUACCGUAACCUAUGUCUAUACUAAAUGAAGAAGUAAUAACGGAUGAAAAUUUUUAAAAUAAAAUUCAUGCCUCCGAUUGAGUAUAAGGAAGAAAGCAGGCAAGAAAAGCACUACACAUCUAUUAAGACAUAAUGCCAACUCCAUUUAUAAGUGGAAUGAAACAGCAUUAAAUCGUACGGAUUGUGCAGUGAUUGCACAGUGAUCUGAUGAAAGUGUUGUUGGUUUCAGAAUGAUCAACGAAGUUGCUUGUUGGCUUAGCAACAGUGUAUUGUACAUUAUCACAACAUGAGAGAGAUGGUC